Messenger RNA from Nylanderia fulva, 2004 nucleotides. RefSeq lists its product as uncharacterized. The record is from RefSeq and is a predicted model, not a curated record. Gene Ontology annotation, biological process: DNA integration. Lineage: Eukaryota; Metazoa; Arthropoda; Insecta; Hymenoptera; Formicidae. Gene Ontology annotation, molecular function: nucleic acid binding.
AUGGCGUCCGGUUGCCCAGGUGGGUCCAGACGGGUGCGGGGACCGGGAUACUCAGAUCCACGGAUUCUCCGAUGCAUCGGAGAGAGCAUUUGCGGCGGUUCUCUACUUGAGAGUCGUCAAGCCUUCAGGCCAAGCGGUGACAACGCUCUUGGCCGCCAAGACGAAGGUCGCACCUGUGAAGACGCAGAGUGUCCCUCGGCUGAAACUUUGCGGGGCUGUCUUGCUCACCAAGCUUUUGGACAGAGCAACGAGAGAACUCAACCUUUCGGCGAUACCCGUCUUUGCCUGGACGGACGCACAAGUCGUCCUAGCAUGGCUUCGCACGCUUCGAGAUGGAAGCCGUUCAUCGCGCACCGGGUCUCUGAAAUCCAGUCAACGCUGCCAAGCGAGUGCUGGAGCUAUGUUCAGACGGCCUCGAAUCCUGCGGAUCUGGCGACACGAGGAAUCAACCCUGCCGAACUCUUAAGUUCGGAGCUAUGGUGGCAUGGCCCGUCCUGGCUGCAACAACCACAGACGAGCUGGCCUCGUCUGGACGCACCUCAGUGCACAGCAUGGAAGGAAGAACAGAGAGCCGUAGCAGUACUCACUGCUCACGCGGACAUCGACGACGAACCUCUUUCACGCUCCCUCUCUCUCUUCCCCUCACUCUUCGCUUUGUUACGUGCAACAGCUUAUUGUUUCAGAUUUGUUCGAAACGCUAAAGGAAAGGAUCCCAAGACUUCUGGUUUUCUCACUCAGGCUGAACUGCAGGAUAGUCUAACCGCGUGGGUACGCUACGGCCAAUCGCCGUUCCACUUAGAAAGCGAAGCAUUGAGGGCGGGGCGAUCAAUCUCGGUGCGAUCGACCUUGAGGACGCUUCAGCCCUUUCUAGAUGAGAAAGGUCUACUUCGGGUCGGAGGCCGACUGCAUGCUGCCUUUCUACCAUAUGCCGAAAAGCAUCCCUUGAUUUUGCCAAAGACAGGGCGCUUUACUUGGCUCAUCGUGCAGGAUGCGCACGCGGCCACAAUGCACGGAAGUCCACAGCUAACUCGGAGUCAUCUUCUCCGCAAAUACUGGAUUGUCCAGGGUGGCUUGCUGACUCGGCGCAUCGUGCGGGAGUGCGUGCGCUGCACUUGCUUUCGACAGGAAACUGGGCAGCAGCGGAUCGGACAGUUUCCGUCGGUGAGACUUCGCCCGUCUCAACCCUUCCUUUCGUCCGGAGUGGAUUUCGCCGGACCAAUCAAGGUUCGUGCGUCGAAGGGCCCAGGUCGCACGGCAUUAAAGGGCUACAUCAGUCUCUUUAUCUGUUUGGCGACGAGAGUGAUCCACUUGGAGGCGGUCUCUGAUCUCUCGACUGAGGCCUUUAUCGCAGCAUACCAUCGCUUUACUUCGCGACGAGGUCGCUGUGCGGAGUUGAUGUCAGACAACGGCACCAACUUUCGCGGAGCAGACCAGGAACUUAGACGGAUGCUGAGGGCCGCGUCUGACGCUGGUUCGCACUUGGCGAAUGAAGGAACGACGUGGACCUUUAUCCCGCUUCACGCACCGCACUUCGGUGGAAUCUGGGAAGCGGGUGUCCGGUCAACCAAACACCAUUUAAGGCGUAUCGUCGCCGAUCACGCCCUCACUUUUGAGGAGCUCUCCACUGUGUUGUGCCAAAUAGAGGCAUGCUUAAAUUCCCGACCACUCUAUCCUCUCAGCUCCGAUCCUUCUGAUCUGACCGCCUUGACCCCUGGUCAUUUCCUAGUGGGUGAGGCUCUUACGAGCAUUCCUGAGACGAUAACUCCAGAUGAUUUGCCAGCUUCGCAUAACCGUUGGCGUCUACUCACUAAUAUGCGGGAUCAUUUUUGGCGCAGGUGGUCAAAAGAUUACCUGCAUCAUUUGCAGCAGUCAUCUAAGUGGCUGCAAACCAGGAGCAAUAUCCGAGAGGGAACCUUAGUCCUGAUCAAAGACGACCUCCUCCCCCCACAAAGUGGGCGAUGGGCAGGAUUGUCGACGUCUUUCCCGGACCCGAUGGAUUGGUGA